This is a messenger RNA of Homarus americanus (American lobster), 492 nucleotides long. RefSeq names its product prostatic spermine-binding protein-like. The transcript has 3 exons. The record is from RefSeq and is a predicted model, not a curated record. Lineage: Eukaryota; Metazoa; Arthropoda; Malacostraca; Decapoda; Nephropidae. The coding region runs from base 1 to 492 and encodes 163 amino acids.
AUGAUGAACAUGAAGAUGAUGAACAUGAAAAUGAUGAACAUCAUGAAGAUUAAGUUGAUGAAGAUGGUGAAGAUGAAGAUAAUGAAAAUGACGAUGAAGAAUGAAGUUGAGGUAAAUGAAGAUGAUGAGGUUGAUGAAUAUGAUACAGAAGAAUAUGAUGAUGAAGAUGAAGGUAAAGAAGAUGAACAUAUUAGAGAUAAUAAGGAUGAAUAUGAUGAAGAUGAAGAUGAUGAUGAUGAUGAAAAUGAAGCUGAUGUAGAUAAAGAUACAUAUGAUGAAGAUGAAGAUUGUGAGGAUGAAGAUGAAGAUGAUGCAGAUGAAGAUAAAGAAGAUGUGAAGAUGAUGAAGAUGAAUAUGUUGAAAACGGACGAUGAAGAUGAUGAAGACGAAGAUAUUGAAGAAUAUGGUAAAGAUGAUGGUGAUGAAGGUUAUGAAGAUGAUGAAGCUGAAGAUAAUGAAAAUAAUGAAGAUGACGAUGAAGAGGUUGAAUGA